AUGGAACAAGAACUGAAUUUACUAAUCGCAAUCACCGCCAGAUACACGGAGACACAGCUUGUAUUGCUAGUGCUAACCAUCGUGAUGGUGGCCUUGGCACUAUUAUCUUACUUUGUCGUGGCACCUGAGUGCGAGAAACGUCUAAACAAGAAGUACGUAGCAAUUGUGCACGCGUCUCCAGAGCUCCAAAUACGUAACCAAAAAGUGCACAAUUCGCUACAUGCACGGAAUGGGUUGCGCAAAUACAAGUCGCUCGGUGCUGAAGACGUUGAAUCUGGCGCUGGCGCUGGCGCCGACAAAGUACAAAGAUAUAGGGUCCAUCGGCGGUUCUCGUACUUGCGACCCUCUCUAGCUAGCGUGUCGUAUGGAGUGUCUGAGGCUGUUUUAGCCACUCGACAGGAUCGCAAUGCUCGACGUCGCAAAAGCGAAAGUGAUGCUUUGAAGCAAGCUACCAUACAACGUGCGGACAUGUUACGUCGUCGUUUACUGCUUCGCAAACUCGAGAAGGAAAUUGCUGGCACAGUCAAGGCUAACGAAGAAGCACGAAUGGCUAGCAAUACCGAUGCAGCAUAUCAAAGGCUAUCACAUAAUACGCUUGAUUUGAGUAAUGAUCGACUCAAGAUGCUGCAGGAACAUCCGGCUGACUGUGUUGAAGAGCUUACAAUCCUUGCUCGAGCACACUCUUCAACGGAUAUGUCACCAUUUGAGAUAAAUACAAAAAUGACGAAGAUCAAAGUCGAGAAUGUCCCUGAGCUCCACGAAGUCAAGCGGGCGCUAAACAAACUCCAUGACGUGCUCAGUUUUUAUUUGUCGGUGAACCACCGUGAUAUGAACAAACUCACGGUUCUUUGCAACUCACUUUUGCAGUUCGACGGGCUGAACAGGUUACGUGCUUUCGAGGCGUCGCGAGACCAAGAUGUGCGGGCACUUUCCACCUCUAUCAUUGAAAAAGCAGUGCCUGCUAUAUGGCACUGA
Plasmopara halstedii is the source of this 975-nucleotide messenger RNA. RefSeq lists its product as uncharacterized. The record is from RefSeq and is a predicted model, not a curated record. The coding region runs from base 1 to 975 and encodes 324 amino acids. Lineage: Eukaryota; Oomycota; Peronosporomycetes; Peronosporales; Peronosporaceae. The transcript has a single exon.